Messenger RNA from Oryzias melastigma (Indian medaka), 1950 nucleotides. It is a transcript of the gene cct5, whose product is annotated as chaperonin containing TCP1, subunit 5 (epsilon). NCBI's taxonomy places the organism in Eukaryota, Metazoa, Chordata, Actinopteri, Beloniformes, Adrianichthyidae. The transcript is spliced from 11 exons. Gene Ontology annotation, biological process: protein folding. Gene Ontology annotation, cellular component: chaperonin-containing T-complex. Gene Ontology annotation, molecular function: ATP hydrolysis activity; ATP-dependent protein folding chaperone; ATP binding. The coding region runs from base 113 to 1738 and encodes 541 amino acids. The record is from RefSeq and is a predicted model, not a curated record.
CCUUCCAGAAGUACCGGCAGGCUCGUGCUCAGCCACUCUCCGGCAAAAAAACAUCGGUCAAACAAAAUUACGGUAGUUAAACUCGCGUUGAGUACCUUCUACCCAAGUCAAGAUGUCCACGUUAGGGACACUGGCGUUUGAUGAGUAUGGGAGGCCGUUCAUCAUCAUCAAAGACCAGGACAAGAAGACUCGGCUAACAGGCAUUGACGCUUUGAAGUCUCACAUUAUGGCAGCCAAGGCGGUCGCAGGAACUCUCAGGACAUCUCUGGGUCCUAAUGGUCUUGACAAGAUGAUGGUUGACAGGGAUGGGGAAGUAACUGUCACCAACGAUGGAGCCACCAUCCUCAGUAUGAUGGAUGUUGACCACCAGAUUGCCAAACUUAUGGUAGAGCUGUCCAAGUCUCAAGAUGAUGAGAUCGGUGAUGGAACUACUGGAGUAGUGGUGCUGGCUGGAGCUUUGCUGGAGCAGGCUGAGCAGCUGCUGGACCGUGGGAUCCAUCCCAUCAGGAUCUCAGAUGGUUAUGACCAGGCUGCACGCAUCGCCAUAGAGCAGCUGGACAAAAUUGCAGAAACCUUCCCCUGUGAUCCAAACAAUUUGGAACCACUCAUUCAAACAGCAAUGACAACACUGGGAUCCAAAGUUAUCAACCGGUGUCACAGACAGAUGGCAGAGAUCGCUGUAAAUGCCAUCCUUACUGUGGCUGACAUGCAGAGGAAGGAUGUCGACUUUGAACUCAUUAAGGUGGAGGGCAAAGUGGGAGGGAAGCUGGAAGACACACAGCUCAUCAAGGGAGUUAUUGUUGACAAGGAGUUCAGCCACCCCCAGAUGCCCAAGGAACUGAAAGAUGUCAAAAUUGCCAUCCUGACCUGCCCCUUUGAGCCACCUAAACCCAAGACUAAGCAUAAGUUGGAUGUGACCUCUGUGGAGGACUACAAAGCGCUGCAGAAAUAUGAAAAAGAGAAGUUUGAGGAGAUGAUCCAGCAGGUCAAAAGCAACGGUGCAAACUUGGCCAUCUGUCAAUGGGGCUUUGACGACGAGGCAAACCACCUUCUGCUGCAGAAUGAGCUGCCUGCGGUACGCUGGGUUGGAGGACCUGAAAUUGAGUUGAUAGCCAUCGCCACAGGAGGGCGCAUUGUGCCGAGGUUCUGUGAGCUGACGCCUGAAAAGCUUGGCACUGCCGGCUUGGUGAAGGAAAUCUCCUUCGGCACGACCAAGGAUCACAUGCUGGUUAUUCAGGAGUGCAAAAACACGAGGGCCGUAACAAUUUUCAUCCGUGGGGGCAACAAGAUGAUCAUCGAGGAGGCCAAGCGCGCUCUCCAUGAUGCUUUGUGUGUAAUUCGCAAUCUAGUCAGAGACAACCGUGUUGUUUAUGGGGGCGGAGCCUCAGAGAUUUCAUGUGCUCUGGCUGUAAAUCUGGCUGCAGAUAAGUGCCCAUCAUUGGAGCAGUAUGCCAUGCGUUCGUUUGCAGACGCUUUAGAGGUCAUCCCAAUGGCUUUGGCUGAAAACAGCGGUCUGAACCCCAUCCAGACCAUGACAGAGGUCAGAGCCAGACAAGUCAAAGACAACAACCCCUUCCUUGGCAUUGACUGUUUACACAAAAACACCAACGACAUGAAGCAGCAACACGUGAUCGAGACCCUGAUCGGCAAAAAGCAGCAGAUCUCCCUGGCCACUCAGGUGGUCAGGAUGAUCCUGAAGAUCGAUGACAUCCGAAACCCCGGAGAGAGCGAGGAUUGAAGUCCUCGGAGCCCAGGAUGACUCGAUGUUCUGAGACGCUCACGAGGGCUUUGGCACUUCCUCGAGCUCCAAACCGCACCGCAUAUUCGUAUUUAUCAUUUGAUACUUGUUCCAGGCGUUGUAGUAUCAAAGUCAACAAUAAAACGUUGAUCUGAUAAAGUUUCAAAAGUCUUCAACUGUGCUUUAAAUAAAAUAAACUCAUUGUCCCUGAA